Messenger RNA from Lachancea mirantina, 930 nucleotides. The record is from the annotation of a GenBank genome assembly. Lineage: Eukaryota; Fungi; Ascomycota; Saccharomycetes; Saccharomycetales; Saccharomycetaceae.
AUGACGACUUCCACCCCAUACGUGGUCACUGCAAUUGCGCAUGGGGCCACGCUUGAAAACGAGGCCAAACACCAGAUACAAGCACUUUUAAAGACGGCGCCCGGAACCGUAUGUGAGGGCGAAAAACCGCUGUCGGAACGUGCACAGGACUUUUAUUUCCAGUCCACACUGCCAUUGCCCGCGCUCAAGGAUCUGUGGGCCCAGCUCCUGGUACCGGACGUUGACGUGGUAGUGCAGAAGAACAACGAGUAUCGGAAGCAGAAGGGCCUCGUAGUGUUUGACAUGGACUCGACGCUGAUCUACCAGGAAGUCAUCGAGCUUAUAGCUGCGUACGCAAACGUCGAAGACAAAGUCGCCGAAAUCACGGACCGGGCCAUGAACAACGAGAUCGAUUUCAAGCAGUCGCUCGCGGAACGCGUGCGACUGCUCAAGGGCAUCAAGACGGCUACUUUGUACGAGGAGAUCAAGGCGAAAUUGCGGGUCACAGAGGGCGUGCCCGUGCUGACAAAAGUGCUGCGCCAAAACGGAUGCAAGCUCGCGGUCCUGAGCGGCGGGUUCACGCCGUUCGCGAACUACAUGCGCGAUACGCUCCAGUUGGACUACGCACGUGCCAACGAACUCGCUACGGAGUCGCUUGGUUCCGAAACCGUUUUGAGCGGCCACACGAUCGGCGAGGUGGUAGACGGGGAGUGCAAAGCGCAGACGCUGACGCGGCUGGCGCGCGAGUACGCGGUGCCGGUGGAAGCGACCGUGAUGGUCGGCGACGGUGGGAACGAUCUGCCGGCGAUGCGUGCGGCUGGGUUCGGCAUUGCCUGGAACGCGAAGCCACGGGUACGUGCCGCGGCGCCGUGCCAGCUGAACACGCGGUCGCUGCAGGACGCGCUGUUCAUUUUCGGGUACACCGCUGCGGAGAUCGCGGCGAGUGCUUGA